Messenger RNA from Larimichthys crocea (large yellow croaker), 1726 nucleotides. It is a transcript of the gene ddx47, whose product is annotated as DEAD (Asp-Glu-Ala-Asp) box polypeptide 47. The transcript is spliced from 12 exons. Gene Ontology annotation, cellular component: cytosol. Gene Ontology annotation, molecular function: ATP binding; RNA helicase activity; nucleic acid binding. The record is from RefSeq and is a predicted model, not a curated record. The coding region runs from base 57 to 1541 and encodes 494 amino acids. NCBI's taxonomy places the organism in Eukaryota, Metazoa, Chordata, Actinopteri, Sciaenidae.
UCCGCGCCUGCGCGUUGCGGAGCUGACGCGGACACGUUGUUGGGGCCGAGAGCAGCAUGGCGGCUGCGGAGGAAAACGUGAAGCCGAGCAGAGAAGAAAGUGUCGAAGCUUCGAGCAGCGACGACGAGAACAGCCCGUUCAACAGCGGAGAGAAGGAAGAGCCCGCGAAGAGCUUCAAGGAUCUGGGUGUUACUGAGGUCCUCUGUGAGGCUUGUGAUCAGCUGGGAUGGAAGAGUCCAACAAAGAUCCAGGUAGAAGCUGUACCUGUAGCCCUGCAAGGUAAGGACGUUAUCGGCCUGGCAGAGACCGGUUCAGGAAAGACGGGUGCCUUUGCUCUGCCCAUCCUCCAGUCACUGCUGGCCUCGCCACAGAGGCUUCACACCCUCGUCCUUACGCCGACCAGGGAGCUGGCGUUUCAGAUCUCCGAGCAGUUCGAGGCUCUGGGCUCCAGCAUCGGUGUUAAGUGUGCUGUCAUCGUCGGAGGAAUCGACAUGAUGUCUCAGUCUUUGGUGUUGGCCAAAAAACCCCACAUUGUUAUUGCCACACCGGGUCGCUUGAUCGACCACAUGGAGAACACAAAGGGCUUCUCCCUGCGAGCUCUGAAGUUCCUGGUCAUGGACGAAGCUGACAGAAUCCUCAACAUGGACUUUGAGACCGAGGUGGAUAAAAUCUUGAAGGUGAUUCCCAGAGACAGACGCACGUUCUUGUUCUCAGCCACCAUGACCAAAAAGGUCCAGAAACUACAGAGAGCAGCUCUGAAAGAUCCAGUGAAGUGUGCGGUAUCCACAAAAUACUCUACAGUAGACAAGCUGCAGCAAUACUACGUCUUCAUACCAUCAAAGUACAAGGACUGUUACCUGGUGUCCAUCCUGAACGAGCUGGCCGGCAACUCGUUUAUGAUUUUCUGCAGCACGUGUAACAACGCCCAGCGGGUGGCGCUGUUGUUAAGGAACCUCGGCAUCACUGCCAUCCCACUACACGGACAGAUGAGUCAGAACAAACGUCUCGGAGCGCUGAACAAGUUCAAAUCGAAGUCUCGAUCGGUGCUGCUGGCGACCGACGUGGCAUCCAGAGGACUCGACAUUCCUCAUGUGGACUGCGUCAUCAACUACGACAUCCCCACACACUCGAAGGACUAUAUCCACAGAGUCGGACGAACAGCCAGAGCAGGACGGUCUGGGAAAUCCAUCACUUUUGUCACUCAGUAUGAUGUGGAGCUCUUCCAGCGAAUCGAAAGCCUGAUCGGGAAGAAACUUCCUGCCUUCCCUACCCAAGAAGAGGAAGUGAUGAUGUUGGUGGAGAGGGUGAGCGAGGCCCAGAGAUUUGCCAGACUGGAAAUGAAGGAACAAGGUGAGAAAAGGAAAAGACCUAAAAGAGGAGACGGAGAUGACGAUGACACAGAACAAGCAAGUGGAGUGAGGAAGAAAGUGAAAGGAGGAUCAGGAGGAGGAGGAGGAGGUGGUGGUGGUAAUUUUGGAGGUGGUGGAGGACGAGGAGGGAUGAAGAAGAGGGGUGGAGCAGCCUGGAGGGGAGGGCGCUGAAGCCUCAGACAUGAACAGACUGUACAUAACCACGACAUACGAUGCCUCUCUUGUUUUUCCUUUGAUGUACAACUUAUUGCCUGUGACAGCAGCAUGUUCUCCAACAUUCAGUAUGGAAGACAAAUAUUUAAUGACAGAAAACAUGUUUCCAUUUGUAAUAAAAGAAAUGCCACAAAACCAAAAAC